AUGGAAAACAUAAAUUCAAUUUAAAAAUAAGCCAAGGACCCUGAAGAUUUGAGGAAAAAAUAAAUCGAGGAGUUUCUUUCAUUUGAAUAUUUUUACAAUGGCUUAAAUAAGUUAGACACUGAUGGAGUUUAAGUGUUUUCUAAGAUUAUUGAUUGUUUGAAUAAGGAUAUCAUUAAAUUUAAAGAAUUAGUUUAAUUUAUACAAGCAAAACGCUGCAUUCCAGAUUAGGCAAGAGGAGUUGUAUGGAGAAUUUUAUUGAACUACUUGCCAGAAAACAGAAAAUAGUGGAUCAAUAUUAUUGAAAAUAAUUCAAAACACUAUGAAUAGCUAGUAAAUGAUUAUAUUGUAAGCAAGAAUAAGAAAAAGAGCGAAAGAAACGAUUCAAACACAGACAUUUUAAGCGAAAAUGACCAAAAUAACAUAGGUAUUCCUAACAGAUCUAGUGUAGAUAGCAAAAUUUAGGAUAAAGAAGAAAUUAAUAAAUAAAAGAUGAGCAAAAGCACAAAUUUAUUUGAUAAUGCACCAACUAUUACCUUAAAGAAUCCUUUGUUGAAAAAUGGAGGAGACUCAAAAAAGAAAUUAGAAAUUAUCGAAAACUGUGUUGACCAUCCUUUAAACAGAAAGCAAACAAGCUCGUGGAAUACUUAUUUCAAAGAUUUAGAAAUUUGGGAUUUAAUAGAAAAGGAUACAAAAAGAACUAGAGCAGAAUUUUACUUAUAAAAGAAUGAGUAAAUACGCUUGUACAACGGAUAGGUUGCUAAGCUCUUUAGGAAGUAAAACAUGGCAUCAUUAUAAAAGCCAAUAUCACAAAAUAACAUUUAGCUGUAAAAAACUUAAUUAUAAAAUGAUAAUUCUAAAACUUAAGCAAAGCAAGAAGAUAAUAUAGAAUUUGAAGAAUACAGAUACGAUGUUAUUACUCGUAUUCUUUUCCUUUAUUAUAAGAUAACACCAGAAGAUGCCAAAGUGAAAUAUGUAUAAGGAAUGAAUGAAAUCAUUGGAUUAAUUUAUUAGUGUUUUAGCUAGGACAAUUCGCCCUAUUUAAGGUCUAAAGCUGAAAGUGAUGCAUUUUACUGUUUCUGCAUUGUAAUGACUAAAAUAAAGGCUAUGUUUAAUUUUAAUAAAAUGGAGAAUGAAUCUUCCACAAUUAAAACAAACUCAUCUAAAUAGCUUGACUCAUAUAAAAUAUAUAUUGAUGCUUUCGUCGAGAUGUUUAAAAAAGUAGACGUCUAACUAUUCAAUUACUUGGCUUAAAUUAAUGUAGAUCCGAGAUUGUGCUGUCUGAAUUGGAUGAUAGGAUUCUUUUGUUAAAGCUUUGACUCGUAGAAAGCUAUGCAAGUAUGGGAUUGCCUUUUUAUCUCUAAUGAUAUUGUUGAAUUUAUCCCUUUUAUUUGUACUUCUAUCCUAAUUAUAAAUAGAGAUGAACUCAUAGAUAAAUAACAUUCAGAAAUAUUAAUGAAAUUGUAAAAUAUAUAAGAUAUAAAUUUAGACAAGCUAAUGAAAAUGGCUUUUAAUUUGUAUAACGAAUAUUCUCAAAAGAUUAGCUUCGUCAGAUGA
Tetrahymena thermophila SB210 is the source of this 1554-nucleotide messenger RNA. RefSeq names its product rab-GTPase-TBC domain protein. Lineage: Eukaryota; Ciliophora; Oligohymenophorea; Hymenostomatida; Tetrahymenidae. Gene Ontology annotation, molecular function: GTPase activator activity. Gene Ontology annotation, biological process: activation of GTPase activity; intracellular protein transport. The transcript has a single exon. The record is from RefSeq and is a predicted model, not a curated record.